GCACAAAACUCCAAGGUCCAACUAGAGUUAGUGAUCACUUCCAGCCAGAGACAGUCUUUUCUGACCAGGUCAGCAGAUUAGUAUCUGAUCAUCAGUAAAGAUGGGAGACUGGGGAUUUCUGUCAACCUUACUGGAAAAAGUCCAGUCCCACUCCACAGUGAUUGGGAAAAUCUGGAUGAGUGUCCUCUUCCUAUUUAGGAUUAUGGUUUUGGGAGCCGGUGCUGAAAGCGUCUGGGGCGACGAGCAGUCGGGUUUCAUCUGUAACACUCAACAACCUGGUUGCGAGAACGUCUGCUAUGAUCGGACCUUCCCCAUCUCGCACAUUCGCUUCUGGGUCCUCCAGAUCAUCUUCGUCUCUACACCGACGCUGGUCUACUUGGGCCACGCCAUGCAUGUUAUCCACAAGGAGAAAAAGCUGAGGGAGCAGUUGGCGAGUCCCGGCGGCCCCCGAAAACUCAAAACACCCAAAUACUCUGAUGAAAAGGGACAUGUGAAGAUCAAGGGGAACCUGCUGGGAAGCUACCUGACCCAGCUUGUGGUCAAGAUCCUCAUCGAGGCUGGCUUCAUUGUGGGGCAGUACUACCUGUACGGCUUCGUCAUGGUCCCCAUGUUCCCCUGUUCUAGGAAACCCUGCCCCUUCACCGUAGAGUGCUACAUGUCCCGGCCCACCGAGAAAACCAUCUUCAUCAUCUUCAUGCUGGUGGUGGCCUGUGUUUCUCUCCUCCUCACCGUCAUCGAGAUGUUCUACCUGAUCUGCACCAGGGUCAGAUGUGGUUCCAGGGGUCGCGCUCACAGGGUUACGUCAGCAGAAAACCCCGCCAGCCUGUCAGGGCCCAGGUGGCCCACGACGGAGGACACGUUUCAGCAAAACAAGAUGAACUUGGAGCUUGAGAGCAACCACAGCAUCGGAGGAAGCCUGGACGGAGCCAAAGAGGAGAAACGGCUCCUGAGCGGCCAUUAGAAAAGACAAAAACUGAUGUGACCGUUAAAAUACAGCUCAUGAUCUAACAGUUUUGCCCUCAAAGAUCUUGUUUAAACACAUUCAAUGGAUUGAAGUGAUUAUUUGUAACGUCAUUGUAUGAUCACAAAUAGUUAAAUUUUCCACUAGUAAAAAUAUUGAGGGUCACAAAGCUGGAUUUUUACCUUUUAUUAAACAGAAAUCUACAAAUGAACCUGUGCAAUACUGAUGUAUUUAUACGACAGAUACUCACUUGUGACUGUAUGAGGGAGCAGAACUUUGUUUAUGCCCAGUUUGAAUGUGUUCUUUAAGUUAUUGUCAUGUUCUUUAUCUAGAGUUGUCCAGAAAAAUUUGCUUGCUGAACAAUGAUGACAAUGAUUGUGGUGAAGAGUCUGUUUCUACUGAUGUGGCAAAGACAUUUUUUAUGCUUUGUUAUUUUUAAUAAAUGAUCCAAGUUGAAUAAAACAUCGUCUCAUUCAUCAUUUAUAUAAAACAGCAGGUUUAAACACUUUUCACCUCACUAACAAGACAGUUUACUAAAAUAAAACUUGUGUUUUCUAGAUCACAUGGCUUCAUCUAAUGAGUAUUUCCAUUGUAUGAUAGUUAAAUGAUUAUAUUCUUGAUU
Melanotaenia boesemani (Boeseman's rainbowfish) is the source of this 1583-nucleotide messenger RNA. RefSeq names its product gap junction protein alpha 13.2 (gene gja13.1). Gene Ontology annotation, biological process: cell communication. NCBI's taxonomy places the organism in Eukaryota, Metazoa, Chordata, Actinopteri, Atheriniformes, Melanotaeniidae. Bases 101 to 961 code for a protein of 286 amino acids. The record is from RefSeq and is a predicted model, not a curated record. The transcript is spliced from 2 exons. Gene Ontology annotation, cellular component: connexin complex.